AUGGCGGACGUCGACGCAAGCAAUAAAAAGCGCAAGAUCGACACAGAGGCGGGGUCUUUUACGGACACGCUCGCGAGCCUCGCGUCGAACGCGGGAGACGAGAGUUUGGUCGACCCUGCCUUGGCCUGGAAGCGCCCCGCGCUCGAGCCGAUCGACGCGAAUGUCGACAGCAUUGUAUUUCAACAGAUUGAUGUCGAGGAACACCAGCUGCCUCACGCCCCGCCGCAAAUCCGCAUGUACGGCGCGACGAAUGAGGGGCAUUCGGUCUUGGUUCACGUCCACGGAUUCUUGCCCUACUUUUACGUGAAUGCUCCUCGCGGAUUUACGACGGCUGCGUGCAACGACUUUAAGAACUAUCUGAAUACCACUUUUGGCAACGGCGUCGUGGCCGACAUUAGCAUGGAGAGCAAAAAGAACCUCAUGCAGUACUCGGGGCCGGAGGACAUUGCUUUCAUCAAGAUUACGGCGUCGGAUCUGCGCAGCUUUCCGCGUGUACGAGAUACCGUACGGUCGUUUGAGCGUGGCGAGAUUUCCUUCCGCGACUUGUUCGUGCCGGGCGACUCGAUGGUGUCGUUUGACAAUGUCGCCUACACGCUGCGGUUUAUGAUCGACCAUCAGAUCGUCGGCAUGAAUUGGAUCGAGCUCAAGCCGGGGCACUACACAGUGCGCAGCAACAAUGCGAGCAUUUCGCGCUGCCAAAUCGAGAUUGACUGCAACCCCGACGCGGUGAUCUCUCACGCGCCGACCGGCGAAUGGCUCAAGAUGGCACCGCUGCGUAUCCUGAGUUUCGAUAUCGAGUGCGCAGGCCGCAAGGGCAUCUUUCCGGAUCCCAACAUCGACCCUGUGAUCCAGAUCGCGAAUAUGGUGACGCGCCAGGGCGAAUCUACGCCGUUUGUCAAGAAUAUAUUUACGCUGGGCACCUGCUCACACAUUAUGGGGUGCCAUGUGAUGUCGUUCGAAGACGAGGUCGAGAUGCUUGAAGCGUGGACCGACUUUAUCCAGCGCGUCGAUCCGGAUGUGGUGAUCGGAUACAACACAUCCAACUUCGAUUUCCCGUACCUCAUGGACCGCGCCAAGGCGCUCAAGGCGUCGGCUUUUCCGUACCUGGGCCGCGAGCGGAAUACACGUACCGAGGUCAAGGAUACACACUUUUCUUCCAAAGCGUACGGAACCCGUGACUCCAAGAACACGGAGCUGCAAGGUCGUCUGCAACUCGACAUGCUACAGGUCAUGCAGCGUGACUACAAGCUGCGCAGCUACUCGCUAAACUCGGUCUCGUUCGAGUUCCUCAAGGAGCAGAAGGAGGACGUGCAUCACUCGCUCAUCACCGAGCUGCAAAACUCGGGGCCUGAGGCGCGCCGCCGCUUGGCUGUGUACUGUCUCAAGGAUGCCUACCUUCCCCAGCGCCUGCUCGACAAACUCAUGUGCUUCAUCAACUACACCGAGAUGGCUCGUGUGACCGGUGUGCCGUUCAACUACCUGCUCAGCCGUGGUCAACAAAUCAAGGUCGUGUCGCAGCUCUUCCGCAAGGCGCGUGAAGAUGGUUAUCUCAUUCCGACGUACAAGGGCGACGGUGGGGACGAGCAGUACGAGGGUGCGACUGUGCUGGAGCCCAAGCAGGGCUACUACGACAAGCCCGUUGCGACGCUCGACUUUGCAUCGCUGUAUCCCUCGAUCAUGAUGGCACACAAUCUAUGCUACACGACACUGCUGGACAAGCGCACCAUCGAACGCAUGAACCUCAAGCAGGAUGAAGACUACAUCGUGACGCCGAACAACAACUACUUUGUCAAGUCGUCCGUUCGCAAAGGUCUGCUUCCGACUGUCCUGGAAGCCCUGCUUGCUGCGCGUAAAAAGGCCAAGGCGGACUUGAAGAAGGAGACGGAUCCUUUUCGCCGCGCCGUGCUCGAUGGUCGUCAGCUCGCGCUCAAGAUCAGUGCCAACUCCGUGUACGGUUUCACGGGUGCAACGGUCGGACGCCUACCGUGUCUCGAGAUCUCGAUGAGCGUCACUGCGUUUGGUCGUCAGAUGAUUGAAGAGACCAAGCGCCAGGUCGAGUCGCAUUACACUGUGGCGAAUGGCUAUGAGCACAAUGCCGUGGUGAUUUACGGUGACACGGACUCGGUCAUGGUUAAGUUUGGUGUUGCAGAGCUGGAAAAGGCGAUGGAGCUCGGCGCAGAGGCUGCCGAGCGUGUGUCGCAGGUCUUUGUGAAGCCGAUCCGGCUCGAGUUCGAAAAGGUCUAUUUCCCGUACCUUUUGAUCAACAAGAAGCGCUACGCCGGCCUGUACUGGACGCAACCCGACAAGUACGACAAGAUGGAUACCAAGGGUAUCGAGACGGUGCGCCGUGACAACUGCCGCCUUGUGCGCACGGUGAUUGAGACGUGCCUAAAGAAAAUGCUCAUCGACCGCGACGUGCAGGGUGCAGAACAUUACGCGAAGCAAGUCAUUGCGGACCUCUUGCAGAACAAGGUCGACAUGUCGAUGCUUGUCAUUUCUAAGGCGCUGGCCAAAACGGACUAUGCAGCCAAACAGGCACAUGUCGAACUUGCGGAGCGUAUGCGCAAGCGCGAUGCCGGCUCGGCGCCGGCGCUCGGUGACCGUGUCGCGUACGUGAUUGUCAAAGGCAGCAAAGGCAGUGCCGCUUACGAAAAGUCCGAGGACCCUCUCUACGCACUCGAGCACAACAUCCCAAUCGAUACACGCUACUACCUCGACAACCAGCUGUCGAAGCCCUUGAUGCGCAUCUUUGAGCCGAUCAUGGGUUCGCGCGCAAACUCGCUGUUGGCCGGCGAACACACGCGUGUGCUGCAAGUGGCCACCUCAAACGUCGGUGCACUGAUGAAAUUUGCCGUCAAGACGGUGCAGUGCCUUGGCUGCCGCACGCCGCUCAAGGACCAGAACGCGGCGGUGUGCAAGAACUGCAAGCCGCGCGAAGCCGAGCUGUACUUUGAGAAACUCAUGCGUGCGUCGUCGAUGGAAGUCGAGUUUAGCCGUCUGUGGACCUGCUGUCAGCGGUGCCAGGGCUCGCUCUCACAGGACGUCCUCUGCUCGAACCAGGACUGCCCUAUCUUUUUCAAGCGGAAGCGUGCGCAGAAGGAUGCCGAGGAUGCGAGUCGUGUGAUUCAGCGCUUUGAUACAGCGUGGUAA
Molecule: messenger RNA, 3150 nt
Organism: Malassezia japonica
Lineage: Eukaryota; Fungi; Basidiomycota; Malasseziomycetes; Malasseziales; Malasseziaceae
Gene: POL3
Product: DNA-directed DNA polymerase
Exons: 7
Coding region: 1-3150 (1049 amino acids)
Biological process (GO): base-excision repair, gap-filling; DNA replication proofreading; nucleotide-excision repair, DNA gap filling
Cellular component (GO): delta DNA polymerase complex
Molecular function (GO): DNA-directed DNA polymerase activity; nucleotide binding; DNA binding
Source: RefSeq, a predicted model, not a curated record